GUGCAGAGCUGCGAGAUUCACUCGAGGUUUUGCGGCGGACCGUUUCAAGACGACUGCAGCCGCGUCAUGGUCACAGACUUGCAAUUUCUGCCUGAAAAGUGCGACGGUGCCCGGAUAACAGAUAUUUACCGGAAGCAGUUCCAGAGUAUUGGCUGCCCCACGUGGGGUCAGCGACGCAGCGUUGUCGAGGAGGGCCCUGGGAAGCACGUCGCGAUUUUUGUCCAGGUGUCGGAUUGCGGUGGCGACCAGAUGGGCCACUUCAGCGUCGUCGCUGCCGCUCUCGAG
Messenger RNA from Prorocentrum cordatum, 285 nucleotides. Lineage: Eukaryota; Dinophyceae; Prorocentrales; Prorocentraceae. The record is from the annotation of a GenBank genome assembly.